Molecule: messenger RNA, 3716 nt
Organism: Cataglyphis hispanica
Lineage: Eukaryota; Metazoa; Arthropoda; Insecta; Hymenoptera; Formicidae
Gene: Tbp
Product: TATA-box-binding protein
Exons: 9
Coding region: 575-1492 (305 amino acids)
Biological process (GO): DNA-templated transcription initiation
Molecular function (GO): DNA binding; RNA polymerase II general transcription initiation factor activity
Source: RefSeq, a predicted model, not a curated record
GUUCAUUGUACUCGCUGCACUGGGUCUUAAGCAAGGGCAGGCAGUGCAAGAAUCGGACAAGUUUAAUAAGAGCGGGAGUUAUAAAAAAACCGAAACAGCAAUAAUUCAAAGAGAUGCAGCAGGGAAUAUCAUCAUGGAUAAAAAUGGAAAUAUUACUUGUAUUUCUGAAGGAGGGCUAGAAUGCUAGAUAGAAUGAUAGAAUUGUUUGAUUCAAGCAAUCAGAACAAACAUUCCAGUCUUUUUCCAUUGACCAAUGGACACUUAUCAAACUGUGAUUCUACUAAUGUGCAUUCGACAAUAACUAUUUGGUACUUAACACGGAUAAUCGUCGCAAGCAGUAUCGUCAAUUAAUGAAGAUAAGCACGAAAACUAAUCGGCAUAAAAUUUAUAUAUUAAAUAAACUUUGAAGCAAACUUUGCAACAAAGUUGGAAUACAGUUGCUGCUGGUUAAAGUGAAAUGUCAAAUAUUUCAUAGAAAUGCAACUAUAACCUCUAUAACUUUGUUGUAUAUUUGAAUAAAAUCACCAGAGAUAGGAUUAGUUGCAUGUACAAAUAUCUUUAUUAAGCAAUCAGAAUGGAUCAGAUGCUUCCUAGUCCUGGUUUUAGCAUACCUAGUAUUGGUACGCCUCUGCAUCAACCAGAGGAGGAUCAACAAAUUUUACCAAAUGCCAUACAGCAGCAACAGUCGCAACAGUAUCAGCAACUGCAGCAAUUGCACUCAAUGAGUCCUAAUAUGCAAAGCGGCAUGUUAAUGAUAACAACACCGCAAAAGAAUAUGCACACAUAUGCUCCAACUCCGACAUUUGCGACGCCGCAAAGUCUUAUGCAGCCGCAAACACCGCAAAAUAUGAUGUCUCCGAUAGUACCACAAAGUAAUCAGAUAGCACCGCCAUCAAUUGGUCCUGCAACCCCAGGACCAAUGACACCAAUGACACCAGCUUCUGCAGAUCCUGGAAUAUUACCACAAUUACAGAAUAUCGUGUCUACUGUCAACUUAAAUUGCAAGCUUGAUUUGAAGAAAAUAGCGCUUCAUGCUAGAAAUGCUGAAUACAAUCCCAAAAGGUUUGCGGCUGUUAUCAUGCGAAUAAGAGAACCAAGGACGACUGCAUUAAUAUUCAGUAGUGGCAAAAUGGUUUGCACUGGGGCCAAAAGCGAGGGAGAUUCGCGCCUCGCUGCGAGAAAAUAUGCGAGAAUUAUCCAAAAAUUAGGUUUUCCUGCAAAGUUCCUAGAUUUUAAGAUUCAAAACAUGGUUGGCAGCUGUGAUGUUAAAUUUCCAAUUAGAUUAGAAGGUUUAGUGCUUUCUCAUGGACAGUUCUCGUCAUAUGAACCAGAGCUAUUUCCAGGAUUGAUAUACAGGAUGGUUAAGCCUCGAAUCGUAUUGCUUAUAUUCGUUUCAGGGAAAGUGGUAUUAACAGGUGCAAAAAUUCGCAAGGAAAUUUAUGAAGCCUUUGACAACAUUUAUCCAAUUCUCAAGAGUUUUAAGAAACAGUGAUAAAUUCAUAUAAUGCUGAUUUAUUUGCAUGACUGAUUUUAUUUGUUUUUUUUUUUUUUUUUAAUAUAAAAUUACAUACAGAAGAGCAAAUUAAUAUUAUUGUUAAAUUAUAGUUUUUGUUAACUUUUUCUAAUUUACAUUAAUUUAAUAGAAUAUCCUAAAGUCGUUGGACGUUCUUACUGCAGACGUUUAAAAUAGAUCUCUUCAUGAAACUUAUUAAUAAAAUUUUUUUUUAUUUUGACAUUUUCGAAUAAUUUGGCAAUUAAAGAUAAAGAAUUUCUAUGACGAAUGAAGCUUAAAAAAAAAGAUUAGAAAAUAUUUUGUAGUUAGUAAAAUUUUUUGGAUUUUCAUAAAUUUUCUAUUUGAAUUUUAGCUUAAAAAAUAUAAUAUUAAAGAUGAAUAAUUAUAAAUAUCAAUAUUUUUUGUAAAUGUCGAUAUUCUCGUUAAGAAAGGAUGGUUUCUGCAAUAUGACAAAAAAUUGUAAUUUUUUCUUAUAAUUUUGGACCAUAAUGCAAAACCCCCCUAAUGCAUACUGAAAAUUAAUUAGAUUGUAAUGUCUUUAUUUCUAGAUUUGUCUCUAUUUGAUAAUGUCUCUAUUUCUAGAUUGACGUUAUACAGCUAAAGAAACCGCGAUUAAAUAGCAUCUAUUGCUUUUAAAAUAUAUAAUUAUAAUAAUUUAAUACAUGAAUUAUACACACAAUAUAGUUUAUAAAAUAUUUAUUUUUAUUUUUUUCAAUACUUGAAAAAUAAACAGUAUCAAAGAAAGAGUAUAAUUUGUAUAAUGUUGGAAUAAUUCUUCUUACAUUUUUCAUAUCGAAAUAAUUUAUUUUAGUCAAUUGAUAUUCAUAGACAUUCUAAAAAUACAUCAGAUAAGAACAUGUAAAUUUCGUAAUAGAUUCAAUUCCGAUUUUCCUGUAACUUCUAAACUUUCUGUUUUUCUUUUCUGUAUAUAUAAUAUACAUAAUAGAGAGUGCAUAAUUUUGUAUUUAUAUAUAAAAUAGUCUCUUUUAGAGUAACAUACAUACAGUGCCUCGAUUAAGAUUGUAUGAGAGAAAUAAUGUUUCCCAAUUAUAAGAUCGAAUUUACCUUGAUUAUAAUAUUGUAACUUUUUUCUUGCAAUUAUUCAGAAACUUUGUGUACUGAGAAUCAAUUUCACUUUAUCAAUUUCGACUCUUAACAGAUUACUUAUUAUUUUCUAUUACACAAUAAAGGAUAUUGCUUUAAUUAAAAAGGAAAAAUAUGAAAAAUGUUAUAUGUAUAAAAUGAUUUAUCAUUGCCAAAUAUAAAUCUUUUUUUAAUUUUAUAUUUUUAAAUAAAAUCACCAAUAGAGACAUCAAAACUUAAUAAGAGGUCAACACUUAAAUUUUUUAUUUAUUGUUUCACACAUUGCCACUUAUUAAAAUUAAUUCAAUAUACAAAUAUUUUUUUAGUUUGAAUAACAUUAUUAUUAUAUCUUAGGUUUUCACUGUUUUCUGAUCAAAACCAUUUUUUUAUUCUAUAUUAUAUUUGUUACAUUGUUAUUGUAGAAAUUCUUAAAUAUAAAACUUAAUUUUUUUUAAUCAUAGAAUUAUAUAGCAACAAGCUUGAAAAAAAUAAUAUUAGGUAUUUGUGCAUUAUAUUCAAUCUGGAACUCUGAUAUUUUUGUAAGUCCAUUUUAAAUAAAGUUGCGCAAUGUAUAUAUAGUAUAAGAGUAAAAAAUUAUAACUGGUUUUCCAAUAUUAGCUAAUUUGUAUGCAAUAACUCAUACUAUUGUAUCAGAACACACAUUAUUUGCUGCACAGAUACAUAUUUCUAUUUAAUUGUAAUAAAGUUAUGUAAAAUAAAAAUAAUUAUUUAUUUUUUGAUAAAUAUAAAAUAUUCGAUAAUAUACAAGAUAAAAUAUAAAAUAAGAUACUAGAAUGUCUACAAAAUGUGCAAAUAUUUUGCAAAAGUUCAAAAUUGGCUUAAUAUUAUAUAAAAUUUAUAUAAUAUUGAAAAUUGAAAAGUAUUAGUUUUUCAAAAGCAUGUACAGAAAAAAAACAAUUUUUUUAAUUAACUUUUGAGUAUUUUAAAUCGUGGACAUGUAGAAAAUAAAUUUGUAAGAAAGUCAAUAUACAUAAUAAUAACGUUUGUCUGAUGUUUUACUCAGAAUCAGUUUUGCAUUAUGAUUUAAAUUUUAAAUACUUGGUAAUAAAUAAAUAAAUCUCAUUAUCAUAUAUACUUAUACUAUAUAAUUAGUUACUCA